GCGGUCGCGUUCGGUACUCGCGUUCGAUCCGCUGAAUCACGUGCAUCCCCGACAAAGGGUGAAUGAGAAUAAGGGAACAGGCGAUGUCAUCAUUAAUGUUCCUCGGAUGCAUCGCUCCAGCAGCAUCAUUGAAUCGUCCGCAAGAUGUGUGAAACUCUUCCAGGAUUACCGCUGAAGCUGGAUCCAUGAUUGUGACAAAAUGGUGGAUUGGCAAAAGACACUUCUAAUGAUGUUAUUGGCGCUCCUGAUCUAUCCAAAUGAUAUUUUUGGCGGCGCUUUUCAGCCCGAAUUCUCUGGCCCUAUCACCAAUCUAACAGUGCCACUUGGGAGGGACGCCACUUUCACGUGUCUGGUGAAACAUCUAGGAGGUUACAGGGUCGGUUGGGUAAAGGCGGACACGAAGGCGAUCCAAGCUAUACAUGACCACGUGAUCACGCACAACCAGAGGGUGUCCGUGUCCCAUAGCGACCACUCUAUAUGGAAUCUACACAUCAAGGGUGUCCAGAAAGAGGACGGCGGCCUUUAUAUGUGUCAAAUCAAUACGGAUCCCAUGAAGAGUCAGACAGGUAUGCUGUCUAUUGUUGUGCCACCUGAUUUCGAUCCUGAAGCUACAUCAAGUGAUAUGAUGGUGGGUGAAGGCGGCCAGGUGAAGUUAACGUGCCGGGCGAGAGGCGUACCCGAGCCGCGCGUAUCCUGGCGUCGGGAAGACGGCAAGCCCAUUAUAAUUCGGGAGCCAUUUGCAGGAAGCGCCCCGAACCAGAAGUCUCACGCAGUUCCUCAGUCCGAAUUUCUCGGCGAAGAACUGAAGUUGACGAAGAUCUCGAGGACCGAGAUGGGGGUUUAUCUGUGUAUUGCCAGCAACGGAGUUCCGCCCGCGGUCAGCAAACGUAUUUAUAUCAACGUUCAUUUUCCGCCAGUGAUUCAGGUACCCAAUCAGCUGGUCGGCGCGCCCUUGGGGACCGACGUGGUUCUGGAAUGUUUCGUCGAAGCGUCACCGAUGUCGAUUAAUUAUUGGGUCAAGGACCCUAAGGGCGCGAUGAUAAUAUCCAGCGUGAGGCACGACGUCCAAACGGUGACGAAGUCACCGUUCGAGGUCCGGAUGAUCCUCACGAUCCGCAACUUGCAGAAAAACGACGUGGGAACGUACCGGUGUGCGGCCAAAAAUUCCCUCGGCGAGGUCGAGAGUAGUAUUCGAUUAUACGAGAUCUCGGGGCCGGCGAAGACGCAAACACCGGUGUUAACGGUGUUCUAUGACGAAGAGGACGAGGCAGUGUUCGGUUCCGCGGAGAUGGACAAGACGGAGAACAAGCCACUGGCGGUGGAUAACACGGUCCACGGACAUAUGGGUUACCCGUCGCUCGCCACGCCGUCCUCCACGAUUCGCGUCGGCAAGAAACGACCGAUCAACGUCAGCUCGGGCACUGAUCCUUAUCCACGACGGCUCUUCGUUUUGGUAUCACCGCUGUUGUCGCUUCUAAUCGUUCGCCGAAGAUGGUGAAACGAGAGAGGGAGAGAGAGGGAGAGAGAGAGCCGAGAAAUUCCGAAGAACUUGGUCGAGGCAACCGUCAUCAGUGCUCGCGAUCGCACAUUGCGAUUCUCGUAACGCGAUCAGCAACAAUAUAAUUCACUUUUGGAGAAGAAGCGUUGUUACAUGCGAUCGACACUCGAUGACCAUAGAAUCGAAGUUGUUUGUACAGCAAGCUGCCGCGAAAGAAAAAUAAAAUAAAUAGAAUAGAUAUUCGAGAAAAUUCGGAUGCUAUUCUCCAAAUGUGCUGUAUUUUAAUUUUGACUGAUCAGUGCGAAGAAGACGCCAAGUCCGCGUAAGGUAAAAGCCCGCAAGCUUUAAUCUUCAUUGGCUAUUCAGCAGCUUGCUCGGCUCUACGCGGCAAAAACAACUUCGAAUGGGCUUAAGUCGCCGCCGACGACGACGACGUAUCGUCUUCCCUGAGUGGCUUAUUCGUAAUUCGUAGACCUAAUCAAUGCAUCGGAAGCUCGCGGAAGGGAUGAACCAGAUGGGGCUGAAGACGUGCAUCGCAGAGCAUAUAUUGAUCGUUAUACUUGAAUUGGUGAGUGCUAAGUUAAUUGUAUUCAGGGAUCGGGUAUAAUUUGACUCGCUUCUAUUUUCGAUAUUCUUUAUAAACUUUAAAUGACGCCCUAGAUUUUUUUAUUCCCAUGCAAAAUUAAACCAGUGCAUAAACCCAUUAUGGUAUACGUAGGAUACCGUUUUAUUCGAUCUCAGCAGUGAUUUAGAAGAACGAGAUUGAUAGCAUCAAUCGAGCUAAAUAACAAUUUCUUAUCUAUUUUGUUAUGUGGAAGUCGUACGUUAUCAAAUCAAAUUACGAGUUCUCGAUCAAUUAAAUCGAAACGAUAUAAAAAAAAAAAAACAAUAACAAUAAAAAACGCAAAAAGUAAGAAGAUAAUGAAGCGACAAAGGCUGAAAUUGAACAGACAGAUGAAGUCAACGAGUGAAGGAGAAGAACAUAUCUCGAAGUGAAGAUAAUCCUGAAUAAUAUUCGCGCGGAUCGAAGAGUCAGGUGUGUAACUCCUCAGUUUCGGCGGCAAUAAAUUUGCGUGAUAUGUACAUAUUUACUGUAUCAUAUACAGGCACGCUCGCACGUGUAUAUGUGUGCAUACGUCAGGGUAAAACUAACACAUUCGUGCCACUUUUUCCCAGCUCCCCGCUGCGCUCUCCAGUCGCGUGCGAGCGGCGUGGCGUUUCGUAGAUAGCCCUUACGAUUAACGCCGGUGUAAUAGGAUAUGUAUCGCGAGUUUAAACGAGUAUUGAAAGCUUUAAAGGAGUUCGAGCCGGAAGUAUAGCAAGAACGCCGGUGUCUCUCGCCCGUCUUGGCGGACGCCCUCGAUCUCGAAAA
Messenger RNA from Acromyrmex echinatior (Panamanian leafcutter ant), 2870 nucleotides. RefSeq names its product Dpr-interacting protein alpha. NCBI's taxonomy places the organism in Eukaryota, Metazoa, Arthropoda, Insecta, Hymenoptera, Formicidae. The record is from RefSeq and is a predicted model, not a curated record. Gene Ontology annotation, cellular component: neuron projection.